AUGACAUCGAUGGCUAAGAUGUUCCAUUUCAAUGCCGUGGAGCGAGAUGAAUACCUGGGUGGCGAGCUCACGCUGGUCUUCUAUGCCCCUGGUAUGCUCGUGGCCCUCUUAGUCGGUCUACUCUCCGCUGUUGUCCCACGCAAGACACUGCUCACUGCGGUGGUUGCCCUCACAGCUUUGGCUACUAUGACCACUUUCUUCGCCGGUACAUUUAGGUCCCUCUUGUGGGCCCGUGCAAUAGCUGGCCUCGGUAUAGGCGGCGCCUUGCCAGUUGCAUACUCUAUGGUUGGUGACUGGUUCCCUCCGGACCAACGAGCAGUAGCGUCAGCGAUGGUCACAGCGGCCUGUGGGGUAGGUGUAUUCAUGGGCCAAGUUGCUGCUGCCUAUAUAGGAAAGGAGCUGUGCUGUGCCAAGGGCGCGAUGGACGGAGCUGAUCCGAGUGGUACGGACGACGAGACUGCGACACUCAUCAGCCGUAGCCCAGAGCCUUCGGACUCUGCCGCUCUAUCGACAGCUGACACAGAGGGCCAUCUAUCGUAUAGAAGGGAGCAGCCCAGCCGGUCUACGUGGCUUGCUGAUAAUGUGGAUCAGCUGAAGCAGGCUUCCUAUUCCCGGACGAACCUUCUGGUGCUCUUGCAAGCCUUUCCUGGUGGUAUUCCAUGGGGGAUAAUCAUCGUGUAUCUCCAUGACUUCUUGGUCCAGGACAUGGGUUUUUCUAUAGAGUUGGCGCUCUUCGCCACGGCAACCAUGGGGUUAGCAGGCUUCUGUGGGGUGCUCAUAGGCGGGUUCAUCGGUGAGAAGCUCUACCGAUCAGAUCCACGAUACUGCGCUUUAUUCUGUUCGGUUAUGUCCUUGCUACGGGUUAUACCCUUCUUCGCGGUCUUUGGAUGGACUUCUCUGUAUAAGGAAGGGCCGAAUGAGGUUGACCAACUAGCAGCAGCAGCUAUGGGGAAGGCCAUGGAUGCGGUUGGCGAGUCGCAGGCUCAUAUUGGAUCCACGGAGAUGUUACACCUGUCCUUUUUCGGGACGCUAUUUAUUGGUGGAGUCAUUGCUACCACUCCAGCUGCGAAUUUGGGAGCCAUUCUCUUAAAUGUCAAUCCUCCACAGCAUCGAGGCACGAUAUUCGCAAUUUACAGCGUGCUCGACGAUCUCUCGAAAGGUGUUGGGACUUUGUUCGUCUCUCUAUUGAUACCCUAUACAGGAGGUCGAGCACUCGCCUAUCAGUUCACUCUGGUGGUAUGGUUAGUGUGUGGCCUCCUGCUGAUACCGGUGGUGAGCAGCCUCCAGGAAGAUGAGCUUUACAUGCAACGCACUUUGCGGGAACAGCAGCAUAGGAAACGAGUGAAUGACAUGAGAGCCGAAGCUAGCCAUCGCAUUCUCACCUCCACAGCCAAAGCAGCCUCCUUGGUCCUCGACAAAAGGCCUGUCGUCGGUGGCGGCACCACUUAG
Molecule: messenger RNA, 1449 nt
Organism: Perkinsus marinus ATCC 50983
Lineage: Eukaryota; Perkinsozoa; Perkinsida; Perkinsidae
Exons: 14
Coding region: 1-1449 (482 amino acids)
Biological process (GO): transmembrane transport
Cellular component (GO): membrane
Molecular function (GO): transmembrane transporter activity
Source: RefSeq, a predicted model, not a curated record